GUUGGUUUCUUGUUUGCAGCCGUCAUUGAUGACGGUAAAAGUAUUCUGAUACAAUCGAUUCGGGUCCGGAAGGAAUACGAAGGCCGAGGAAUAUACUCGCGACUAAGGGAAUUUUGCUUAAAGACUAUUUCUCAUUCUAGCGGAAGGAUGGCUCUAGUUGUAUACACUCCAGAUAAUUACAAAAAACUUCUGAAAACAUCAGCAAAACUUAUUUUCGAACGAGGUGCCAUGAGAUUGACAACUACAAAGAAGACUCUCCAGUCUCUAAUCGUGUCCCGAAAAUUGUCUGCCGAUAUCGAAAAUGUCGAUGCUCAGUAUCUGGAGGGUUUGUUCGUCAUCGAUUCUGCAUCUUCGCAUCUUUUUCCAGAGAAAAGAAUUGUUGUCAACUGUGUGCCUUACCAGCUUCUAUCGACAAAUAUUAAGCGUAUACUCCAGGGAGUAUUCCAAGAAAUGAUUGCCACAGCCGUGCCUUAUAGAAAGCAUACCUCCAUGAUUUCUGCUGUUUCUUUUGAUCAGUGCGAAGCUGGUACUCUAGUUAAUCUUGAUUUGUUCGGCGAUAUUGAGAACGAAAAUAUUCUGUUUGAUCAUUUAAAUGUUCAGUUGGAAAAAUGUAUAAACAACUGUGGUGAAGUUAUCGUGCUGUACAUCACUUUUAAGAUACAACAGAACGUCGACUCUCUUUCACGGGUGCUGUCGAAAUUGAGCUGGAAGAAACUGAGUGAUGACGUCAUUCAUGGCUUCGAAAUUCCUAUCUGA
Molecule: messenger RNA, 756 nt
Organism: Ylistrum balloti
Lineage: Eukaryota; Metazoa; Mollusca; Bivalvia; Pectinida; Pectinidae
Exons: 2
Source: RefSeq, a predicted model, not a curated record